GAUAAAGAUGUCUUUGAACCUCAACGCCCUUGAGCAACACCUAAGUACCAGGUCUUACAUCGAGGGGUACACGCCUUCUCAAGCAGACGUUCACGUUUACAACUUGCUCACAGCACCUGAGCUACCGCAGUACCCGCAUUCUGCCAGAUGGUACUCUCACAUCAAGUCUUAUGCUGCGGAGCAUGCAACGUUACCUGGCACAAGUAGGGCUGGGGAGGCCUUUGUUCAAUCGGCAUCGGCUCCGGUCCCUGCUGCUGCUGCUGAUGAAGACGAGGUCGAUCUUUUUGCCGAUGAUGAUGAAGAAGACGACGCAGAGGCAGAGAGGCUCAAAGCAGAGCGUGUUGCCGCCUACAAUGCCAAGAAAGCCAAUAAGCCCAAAGCAGCCGCGAAGUCUGUUGUGACCUUGGAGGUCAAACCUUGGGAUGAUGAAACCGAUAUGCAAGCACUUGAGGACUCCGUACGUUCUAUUGAGCAGGAAGGUCUUGUUUGGGGUGCCAGCAAACUAGUCGCUGUCGGCUAUGGCAUCAAAAAGCUCCAAAUCACUGUGGUUGUUGAGGAUGAACUUGUUUCCUUGGAUGACCUACAGGAGAAGGUUGCUGAAUUCGAUGACUACGUCCAGAGUUCCGACAUUGCUGCCAUGCAGAGUAAGCAUUCUCCUGCAUCUUGCAUGAUGGCUGAUACCUAACUUCUUCCCAAAGAACUGUAAUUAAACCGGGUGUUGAUGAGCGAGAUUUUGUAAGCUGUGUUAAGAAGCAUCAUUAUAGGAAAUGUGAAGGUUUCGUGCGAUAUGAUCA
Messenger RNA from Suillus bovinus, 794 nucleotides. RefSeq lists its product as uncharacterized. Lineage: Eukaryota; Fungi; Basidiomycota; Agaricomycetes; Boletales; Suillaceae. The coding region runs from base 8 to 685 and encodes 225 amino acids. The transcript is spliced from 4 exons. Gene Ontology annotation, molecular function: translation elongation factor activity; guanyl-nucleotide exchange factor activity. Gene Ontology annotation, cellular component: cytosol. Gene Ontology annotation, biological process: translational elongation. The record is from RefSeq and is a predicted model, not a curated record.